Messenger RNA from Pecten maximus, 1914 nucleotides. RefSeq lists its product as uncharacterized. The annotation marks the transcript as partial. The transcript is spliced from 7 exons. Gene Ontology annotation, cellular component: nucleus; cytoplasm. Gene Ontology annotation, biological process: protein phosphorylation; actin cytoskeleton organization. Gene Ontology annotation, molecular function: ATP binding; protein serine/threonine kinase activity. The record is from RefSeq and is a predicted model, not a curated record. NCBI's taxonomy places the organism in Eukaryota, Metazoa, Mollusca, Bivalvia, Pectinida, Pectinidae.
UUCAUGAAAUCGAGGGGGUGAAUGAGGUUCGGGCAGACAAGAAUCUGGAAGGCUUCCUGGAUAUGAAGAUCAAGUUGGCCUUGGACAUUUGCUAUUGCCUUUAUGUUUCCUUAUGUUUGUUACAGAAUGUGUUGUUGUGUGGAGAUGAGGAGAACUUAAGUGCAGUGGUGGCAGACUUUGGUUUGGCAGCCAAGAUACCUGAUCCACUAGAUAAAGACAACUGCCUGCCUAUUGUGGGUUCUCCCUACUGGAUAGCCCCGGAAGUCUUGCAGAACAAGUGGUACAACGAAAAGGCUGAUAUCUUCUCCUUUGGAAUCAUCCUUUGUGAAAUUAUAGCGAGGAUAGAUGCUGAUCCAGAAAUACUUCCUCGAACACAGAACUUUGGCCUUGAUUAUGUGGCAUUUAGUGGACUGAUAGACUAUUGUCCUUUGGACUUCCUGCGUCUGGCUUUUACCUGCUGCCACGUGGAUCCAUUGAGAAGACCAGUAUUUGCUGAGAUAGUCAUAUCUAUUGAGCAAAUCCUAAGAAACCUUGAGGAUGACUGCAUCAAGGAAAAUAGAAAUGGAGGAUUUAAGCGGCCAGGCCAUAAACGGUCUUUGUCUGAGGACAAUAUCUUGCAGCUGUCAGGGGAGGAAGUGAUCGACCCUGGGGACUUCCUCACCUCUCUUACACCUCAGGUGGUACUUGGAGAAGCCAUGAGUAAAGACGACCAGUUCUACUCACCUGCUCUUUCCAAUCCAUUUGUUGGGUUUCAUCAGUUCCUGGAAAGGAAAAUUCUUGGAACUCCCAAAGGAAAGCAGUCUUUUGGUUUUGAAUUGCCGUCUCCUUCUAAUGCAUUCACCCCUCCAUGUAGCCCUUGUACACCUGAUCCGUACUCCGGUCGCCAAAGAAACAAAUCGGGCCCACAGAGCCAGUCACUGCCUUCAUCUCCAGUAUUGUUGAGGAAAGCAGCAGAGAGACUUCAUCAGGAGUCCAUUCAUGGCUCUGCUUCACGCCGACACUCCAUGGCUCCUUCUAAGUUCACAUUUAGUCAGAGAUCAAGGUCAAAGAGUACAGUAUUUCCAGAAGCUCUUGCAUACCGACUCCAGACUGAGUUGGCAGGUAGUAUUGAGAAAGGGCUAGCCUCUCAGUCGGAGAUCUGUGAUGAUAAUGUAGAUACUAAUAAUGAUUUCACUGGAACUAACAGAUCCAGUCUACACAGACCCAAGAGAAAGCUAUACACAAAUGAACAGUCUAGUACAGAUUCUCCAUUCUAUGGAAGUGGCUCCGGAGAUAGAGUAGAACACAGGUGUGAACUCGGGGGCAGUGGGGGAGUAGAACACAGGUGUGAACUCGGGGGCAGUGGGGGAGUAGAACACAGGUGUGAACUCGGGGGCAGUGGGGAUGCAUGUAAUGUCUCCGUCAACAGCUGGAACAAUGGCUUGCUGGGAUCUAACCAUGACUUACGUGAUUAUGUGUCUUCAAUCAGCUCGACGGAGUCAUUCAUGUCGAUUGAUGAGAAUUCAGUGACGCCCAUUAGUCCAGUGUCUGAGGGCAGUUAUCAAGACUUCUUCACUGCCAAAAAAGAAAAUGUGAAUAGGUGUUCUAGAUCCUCCAGUGAGGAUUCUAUGGAAAAUGUGCGACAAGGAGGACGUGAGCGACAUAGGCGAGUCAUGGAGACAAAACUAUAGCUUAUGUUUCUAAUAUUGAUGAUCUUCAGUUAUUGAUCUGUAUAGUCCAAAAACUGACUGGUGCCAAUGUAUACACCACAGUGUGGUGAUCUUUAUACGUCCUGAAAAUGUCAGUUAUUGGAUAUUAUAAUGGAAGACGAAAGCGUUGAGCCGGCUUUACUUUAACAGUAGAUUGUGUUAGGUAGAAGCUAAGUUUUUCCUCUGCUUUAUUAACAGCGUUGAGACACAUUUAUGGCAAACUGAU